Molecule: messenger RNA, 2178 nt
Organism: Pararge aegeria (speckled wood butterfly)
Lineage: Eukaryota; Metazoa; Arthropoda; Insecta; Lepidoptera; Nymphalidae
Product: piggyBac transposable element-derived protein 4-like
Exons: 1
Coding region: 408-2126 (572 amino acids)
Source: RefSeq, a predicted model, not a curated record
CAUAUAAUGCCGUACUAACAAAUGAACUAACUGUAUUUUUUUUUUUGUAAAAUACGGUCAUGGAAUGUGAGGAAUGUCUUAAUUCACUAUUUUCGUUACAUUUUACAUAAUGUAAUAGUGAAAUAAAUAAAUAAAUAAUGGUGGCUGCCAUAUAUGGCUGACGCGGCGCCACUGUAAUAAAAUUCUCAAUGGGGCCGCGUCAGCCAUUUUGUCAGCCAUAUGAUUUCAAAAGCGCGCGAAACAAACGCGUCGCUCGCCGCCGCCGGCGCCAUUUUGAUUGUUUAGCAGCCUGUGUUUGCCCCCCGCGCGUCAUUUGUCGCUGUGCAUCGAAGGAGACUGCAGUAAAUAGUUGUUCAGUUAGUGAUUUAGCAAGUUAUUAGUUACUGAUUUGUGAUUUUCAACAAAAAAUGGAAGAUUUUGAUGAUGAUUUGGACUACGAACUAUCGCAAUUAGAUUUAACAGUGUAUAAUCAAGAAUGUAACACAUUAUCAAAUAGUGAUGCUACACAAGUAUUUGACGUUGAUCUCGAUGAUACAGUAUCAAUCGCACGGACCAAAAAUCAUCAUCGACGCCAGAUUUUAUCCGACAGUGAAGAUGAUCAGAUUCCCGUGUUACCAACCUCACGAAAUACUGAAGUAUGGUUCAAUCCGUUGGGUAAGCAACCAAGUAUUAUUCCAUAUACUGAAUGUCCUGGGCUUAAGCCAUUUUCAUUGCGAUCCAGCAUGAGUUCAGCUAAACCAGCAGAAUUUUAUUCAUUGCUAGUACCUGACAGUAUAUUCGAGUACAUAGCCGAAGAAACAAAUCGCUUUGCUUUACAAACCUUGAACAAAAGUGCAACAAAAUCAUACCGAAUGCAGAAAUGGAUGCCAACAAAUUGCCAUGAAAUUAAACGGUUCUUUGGCAUUUUAAUUUGGAUGGGGAUAGUGAAACUACCUCAACUAUCUUUGUACUGGAGCACUAACAAAUGUUUUGAACAGAAAUUUGUCAAGUCCAUUAUGAGCCGAAAUCGAUUUGAACUCAUUUUGAGGAUGUUGCACUUUGCCAAUAAUGAAAUAAAUCACAAUAAGGAGGACCGAUUGUUUAAAGUUAGACACUUAUUAGAUAUGCUAAAUGCUAAUUUUAAAUGUCAUUAUACACCUAAUCAAGAAAUGUGUGUUGACGAAAGUCUAAUCCCAUUUCGUGGCCGCGUUAUUUUUAGGCAAUACAAUAAAAAUAAGCGACACAAAUAUGGGAUAAAACUUUUUAAGCUGUGCUCAAACCCAGGAUACACUGUAAAAGUGCAAGUUUAUGCUGGCAAAAAUUAUGAAAAUGUCAAUACUACUCCGACUAAUGUUGUCCUUGCCUUGUGUGACGAUUAUCUAAAUAAAGGACAUACGGUUUGCACAGAUAAUUGGUAUACCAGUUUGGAUCUGGCACGAAAACUACUAGCGGGACAAACUCAUCUCAUAGGCACACUUAGAAAAAACAGACGAGGUUUACCUCAAACAGUUGUCCAAACAAAACUGAAGACAGGAGAAUUCUCAGCUCAAGAAAAUGACGACGGAAUAACAAUUAUGAAAUGGAAAGACAAGCGGGAUGUACUGCUGCUGUCUACUAAGCACUCCGUAAGUUUCAGAAGAAUAACUAAAAAAGGAAAAGAAAAAAUUAAACCGAAGAUUGUGGUAGAUUAUAAUCAUGCAAAAUCAGCGGUUGAUCUGUCAGACCAAAUGUCCUCUUACACAACCCCUCUUCGGAAGACAACGAAAUGGCCCAAAAGAUUGGCGAUGGAGUUAUUAUUGAAUACAGCGAUUGUAAAUUCAUAUAUUUUAUAUAAAUUAACAACCAAGAAGAAGCUCUCUGUCGUCCAGUUUAGAACCGCGUUGGUUGACUACCUCGUGCAUACAGGAGUCCCGGAAACUAGUGCCUCCUCUAGACCUAGGCGAGUAAAGCAUGAAUUGAAGAAAAGGCAAGGAUUGGCCUCUGCCUGUCGUAAAUAUUGUGUUAGGUGUUAUAAAGAAAACUGUGCCCAAUUUGGAAGAGUUCAUGCUCGAAAUAAAACCAAAAGAGUGGUAACAUACUGCGAAGACUGCCCGAAUGAGCCACACUAUUGUAUCAGCUGUUUCAAUUUAAACCAUAGAUAUGUUUGAGUUAUUUUGCCAAUGCCAACUUAAAUAUAAAUAAAAGCAAUUAAAACAUUUA